UUUAGAAAGUAUAUUAUGGAGUCCAGUUUCCUGAAUGCUGAUGUACACAUUAUUCUAAAUGAUAUAUGUUGUGGUGCAGGUCACGUUGAUGAUCUCUUCCCAUUUUUUCUGAGACAUGCUAAGCAGAUCUUUCCUAUGCUGGACUGUAUGGAUGAUCUGCGCAAGAUCAGCGACUUAAGAUUGCCACCCAACUGGUAUCCAGAAGCCAGGGCUAUUCAAAGAAAGAUAGUCUUUCAUGCUGGCCCUACAAAUAGUGGAAAAACUCAUCAUGCUAUCCAAAGAUACUUGGCAGCAAAAUCAGGAAUAUACUGUGGUCCAUUAAAACUGCUGGCCCAUGAGAUCUUCCAAAAGAGUAAUGAUGCUAGUGUGCCAUGUGACUUGGUAACAGGAGAAGAGCGUGUUCUUGUUGAUCCAGAAGGCAAACAAGCAACCCAUGUUGCUUGCACUGUUGAGAUGUGCAAUGUUACUACGCCUUAUGAAGUGGCUGUCAUUGAUGAAAUUCAGAUGAUCAAAGAUCCGGCUAGAGGAUGGGCCUGGACCAGAGCACUUUUAGGACUCAGUGCAGAAGAAGUUCACGUUUGUGGAGAAGCUGCUGCUAUUGACUUGGUGACAGAGCUAAUGUAUUCUACGGGAGAGGAAGUGGAGGUCAGAAACUACAAGAGGCUUACCCCUAUUACCGUGCUGGAUUAUGCAUUAGAGUCUUUAGAUAACCUCCGUCCUGGUGACUGCAUUGUCUGUUUCAGUAAGAACGAUAUUUAUUCUGUGAGUCGGCAGAUUGAAGCCCGAGGACUAGAAUGUGCUGUCAUAUAUGGCAGUCUCCCACCUGGGACAAAGCUUACCCAGGCAAAGAAAUUCAAUGACCCUGAUGAUCCAUGUAAAAUUCUAGUUGCUACAGAUGCAAUUGGAAUGGGGCUUAAUUUGAGUAUAAAGAGAAUCAUUUUUAAUUCUCUAAUAAAGCCAAGUAUCAACGAAAAGGGAGAGAAGGAAAUGGAUGCAAUUACAACCUCUCAGGCUCUACAAAUUUCAGGCAGAGCUGGAAGAUUUAGCUCUGUGUUCAAGGAAGGGGAAGUCACUACAAUGCAUCGUGAUGACCUUGUAUUGCUGAAAGAAAUUUUGAAUAGGUCUGUGCCUCCCAUAGAGACAGCUGGCCUGCAUCCUACUGCUGAGCAGAUAGAAAUGUUUGCAUACCAUCUCCCUGAUGCUACUCUAUCAAAUCUAAUGGAUAUCUUUGUGAGCCUCUCACAAGUGGAUGGGCUCUAUUUUGUCUGCAAUGUUGAUGACUUUAAAUUUCUAGCAGAUAUGAUUCAGCACAUUCCACUAAACUUAAGAGUAAGGUAUGUGUUCUGCACAGCACCCAUCAACAAAAAACAGCCUUUUGUCUGCACCUCUUUGCUAAAGUUUGCAAGGCAGGUUAGUAGAAAUGAGCCUUUGACAUUUGACUGGCUAUGCAGGCAUACUAACUGGCCACUGGUCCCACCAAAGAACAUCAAGGAUCUUGUACACCUUGAAGCUGUUCAUGAUGUUUUUGACCUCUAUCUGUGGUUAAGUUACCGAUUUAUGGACAUGUUCCUAGAUGCCAGCCUCGUACGGGACAUCCAGAAAGAACUAGACAACAUUAUACAAAUUGGUGUGCGCAGCAUUACAAGGCUUAUCAGAGCUUCACAAGCUACUUCUCUUUCUGACAGGAUGUUGAACUUGGAAGAUCUUCCAGCAGCAAACCAAGAGCAAUUCUCAAGUGCCACAAAGGUACUAGGACAGAAGAGAAUAAGGGGAUCUAAAGCUUUGGGCUAUAAACCUGCUGAAGUACAGUCGAAUAUGAAAAGUCACCGACAAGAAUCUCUUGCUGCCAGACUAGUGCGUGAAGGACUCCUUACCCAAGAAAUGCUGAAACAGCUGGAAAGAGAGUGGCAGGUUCACCACAAUAACAAUGGAAAUUUCCAAACUGGAACAAAAGAUGAUCAGAAUGGUUCAAAGGGGACAGGAAACAAGAAGUGAAAUAAUGACCUAAUUCCAUUUAAUUUUUGUUCAUAGAAUAAAUACU
Messenger RNA from Emys orbicularis (European pond turtle), 2041 nucleotides. RefSeq names its product Suv3 like RNA helicase (gene SUPV3L1). The record is from RefSeq and is a predicted model, not a curated record. NCBI's taxonomy places the organism in Eukaryota, Metazoa, Chordata, Testudines, Emydidae. Gene Ontology annotation, molecular function: RNA helicase activity; ATP binding; hydrolase activity, acting on acid anhydrides. Gene Ontology annotation, cellular component: mitochondrial degradosome. Bases 16 to 1995 code for a protein of 659 amino acids. Gene Ontology annotation, biological process: mitochondrial RNA 3'-end processing; RNA catabolic process. The transcript is spliced from 14 exons.